AUGACAACGAAACUCUGGUUAUGUAUCACCUUCUCUGUUCUCCUAUUCGAUGCAGGUGCCGAAAAAAUAUCUGGAUCUGAUUUUUUAAGCAAUCUGAGGGGUAGUCACAAAGGUGACACUAUUGCAAGCAUUAGCAUGCUCAAGAAGUACCUUCAAGAUAUCGGUUAUAUUAAAUUUGAUCCUAAUAAUGCGAAUAUUAGUUCUAAUAUUUUUGAUGAUUUACUAGAAUCGGCUCUGAAAACGUAUCAGUCGUAUUAUGGUCUGAAUGUCAAUGGACUUCUUGACGAUAACACAGUGUCAUUGUUGUCACAACCUCGAUGUGGUGUGCCAGAUUUUCCGCAGGAGAGACCGGACUAUUCCUUCUUUCCCGGUAAACACAAAUGGGGGACGUACAAUUUAACAUUUGCAUUUGCUCCGGGAACCCGAGAAGAUGCUAUUAACCCAGUAGCAAACGCUUUGGAGGAUUGGGCUUCAGUAUCCCCAUUCAGAUUUUCACUAAGCAACACAUUUGAUGAUGCAAAUUUCAAGAUUAGUUUCCAGCAAUUUUAUGGGCCUUAUCAACCAUUAGCUCUUGGAUUCGAGCCCACUGCUGGGAAGCUUCACUAUAAUGUUGAUCGGAAGUGGGUGAAUGGUAAAGUUCCUGGUGGAUACGAUAUAGAGAGUGUGGGCUUGCAUGAAAUUGGACACCUUCUUGGGCUUGGACAUAGCAAGGACUUUCAUGCUAUCAUGUAUGCUUAUUUUUGGCCCAAUACUGUCAAAAUCGAAUUGCAGCCUGAUGAUAUUCAAGGGCUUAAAGUUCUGUAUGGUUUUUAGCAGAAAUGUUUUAUAGUUAAGGGUUUAUCCUCUGUU
Daucus carota subsp. sativus is the source of this 849-nucleotide messenger RNA. Its product is annotated as metalloendoproteinase 1-like. Bases 1 to 813 code for a protein of 270 amino acids. The transcript has 2 exons. The record is from RefSeq and is a predicted model, not a curated record. NCBI's taxonomy places the organism in Eukaryota, Viridiplantae, Streptophyta, Magnoliopsida, Apiales, Apiaceae. Gene Ontology annotation, biological process: proteolysis; collagen catabolic process; extracellular matrix organization. Gene Ontology annotation, molecular function: zinc ion binding; metalloendopeptidase activity. Gene Ontology annotation, cellular component: extracellular matrix.